AUGGCGGACACGACAGAACCAGCAAACCCGACGAGCGAGCCGCCCAAUCCGGUUGGCGAGUCGAACGAUGCGCCUGUUGAGGACACCAGUCAUGUCGACCUGGAAGCGACUUUCCAGAGUCUGGACACCUCUCUCCCCCCGAUAGAUAAGUCCCUGCCGGCAAUGGACACCGCUCUCCCAAGUAUAGACUCGUCGUUACCACCGAUGGAUCCGACGAUACCGUCGCUGCCGCCGAUUGACACGUCUUUGCCUCCUUUGGACACCACCUUACCGGCUACGGAUUCGAAUCUGAGUGACCUGCACGGGGACCCGAAUUUUUCGUUCGAUACGAAAGACACCGACCUACCCGGAACUGAGGGAACUGAGGCCCAUGCGGUUUCCAGUCUCGCUGCCGACUCGGGGGAUUUUACUGCCACCGACACUUCCUACCAGGCUCACUCAAAUGGCACGUAUCUACAACAGCACCCGGAGCAGCAGCCAUCUCAUCACCAAACACCGCAGCCCCAGCCGCAGUAUCAGCAGCAUGCGCCGUCGCAACAAUAUUCCUCGCCCACGCCACAGCCACACGGACAGCACCAGGGACAACCACACCAAUAUCAGCAGAACCCCGACAUGUACCAGAACAGUCCCUCUGCGUCUACGCCUAUGAGUACGCCCUCGAUGCAGACCAUGGAGCAAUCCGUCCAGGGCCAGACGUCGCACAUUCCACAGGCACCCAUCGGAUCCCCGAUGCCACCGAUGGCGUCGGUGGGACAGUACAUGACAGGAUACCCGACGCAAAUGGGAAUGAACCAGAGCGCCCAGAUGCGGUAUCAGCUGCCAGGAGACCCGAACAAGAUGCUGUCGGGGGGGCGAAACAAGAAGGAAGUGAAGCGCAGGACGAAAACCGGGUGUCUGACAUGUCGGAAACGACGAAUUAAGUGCGACGAGGGCCAUCCCGUUUGCCGAAACUGCGUGAAGAGUAAACGCGAAUGUUUGGGCUACGAUCCGGUCUUUAAGCCUCAACCCACUCCCUCUGCGAUCCAGCCAGCUCCCAACCCUCAUCCCUCGUUGGUCGUCAAUCCUCAGGACCCUUCUACCUCAUCCUCGCCGUCCUACCCAGCUGCGCCUCCGGGAUACGUUCCUGCCGUUUCUCAACCCUUCGCUCCGUCGGAGUCGCCUAGCACGUCGACUGAACGAUACGACUACGGCGCGGCCAUCGAUCCGUCGUUGGAUAGGAAUAACAACGGCAGCACCCAUACUACCACCAACCCCACCAACAACGACUCGUCCGCUAUGGCCAGUCUACACAAUGCGACCGAUGGAGGCUUGCAGCCGACAGUAAAUCCGGCAACGACGACCACGGCUUCAAUGUGCUCACGUUCGCGCCUCGCAGUGAAACAAGUCCAGGUCAGCGAUCUUCUCGCGUUGCGGGGGAUUCCUCCGCCGCCGCCCCAUCCGAUCACGUCUCUCCCACCGAACCGUCUCGAGGAAAUCCAAGCGGUGUUCCUGGCUACGUAUGCUCCCGCCAUCGACAAGUUCUUCGAGACCCGGUGGUUCCAGGAGAAGGCAUUGACUCACCUCUUGGCCAAUGCGCAACUGAUGGCCGAGUACUCGGCACUGAUCGACGCCUUUAACGAUCGCAACCUGAACGAUCCUAACGUCAUCGCGCGAUUGGAGAGUUUCGAAGCGUCUGUGGUGUGGGGUUCCAUGACUCUUUGUCGACAUGUCAUGAACGUGUCGAACGGCAGCCUUGGACAGGACUACGACCUCUUGGCCGCGUCGAAGCGACUUGAUGUAAUUGAGGCAAUGAUCACCGGGGAGCACCUCGACUCCAAUCCUCUGGCACAGUUCCCGGCCCGGGAGACACCCGCCAACCCGCCAUCGCUCACCGAUCAACUUGGUCAGCGGUCGGUCGAUUUUUGGAGUGCCAUCGGGUAUUUCUUGACGCUCCAUGACAACGAGGCUAGCUCGGCCAAAGAGAUUGACGAUACUCUGGCUCGGUGUCGCACGCUUCUGGACACCUUUGAGAAUCGCGACGUCAUAUAUUCGAUUGCCAUUGCCCGCCACCUUGGACAACGUUGGGCCGACUUUCCGCGCAGCUUCCCCCAACCUAUCACGACUAACGAGAAGGACUCCGGCGCCAAAUUGUAUGUGGCGCAAAAGUUCCUGGAACAAGAAGCAGGCGGUAAAGGAACCACGCAGGUGAUCAAGCGCAUCUGUGGCAUGGUUCUCCGUUCCUGGAUUGUUUCACGAGAAUAA
Messenger RNA from Aspergillus steynii IBT 23096, 2241 nucleotides. Its product is annotated as putative C6 finger domain protein. Lineage: Eukaryota; Fungi; Ascomycota; Eurotiomycetes; Eurotiales; Aspergillaceae. The transcript has 3 exons. Gene Ontology annotation, molecular function: DNA-binding transcription factor activity, RNA polymerase II-specific; zinc ion binding. Gene Ontology annotation, biological process: regulation of DNA-templated transcription. The record is from RefSeq and is a predicted model, not a curated record. Bases 1 to 2241 code for a protein of 746 amino acids.